Molecule: messenger RNA, 366 nt
Organism: Ostertagia ostertagi
Lineage: Eukaryota; Metazoa; Nematoda; Chromadorea; Rhabditida; Trichostrongylidae
Source: the annotation of a GenBank genome assembly
AUGGACGACGACGCUAAGCGACUUGAAGCCGAGGCUGUCACGCUCCGAAGGGUCGCGUUUUUCGGUGUGGCCGUGUCGACGGUCGCCACACUGGUUUGCGUGAUAUCUGUGCCAUUACUGUACAACUAUAUGCAGCAUAUGCAAUCGGUGAUGCAAAGCGAAGUCGACUUUUGUAAGUCACGAUCGAGUAACAUCUGGCGAGAAGUUACACGUACACAGAACAAACUUGCUGUGUUUUUGAUAGGAGCAAAGAGUUACGCUAGAGACCGUUUUAACCUCAAUAGCGCCGGGCUGGAUGACAAGCGAGGUCAAGCACCUGAAGUGAAGAAGUUCCAUCAAUUCCUGGUACAACCAGCUGCUUCGGAA